Messenger RNA from Pungitius pungitius (ninespine stickleback), 2536 nucleotides. RefSeq names its product E3 ubiquitin-protein ligase TRIM39. Bases 12 to 2051 code for a protein of 679 amino acids. The record is from RefSeq and is a predicted model, not a curated record. Gene Ontology annotation, molecular function: protein binding; zinc ion binding. The transcript is spliced from 5 exons. NCBI's taxonomy places the organism in Eukaryota, Metazoa, Chordata, Actinopteri, Perciformes, Gasterosteidae.
UUGCACCUUAAAUGUGCACGAAAAUGACCCCGAAUGAAGUCUCGCCAUCUAACCCGAGCAACCUCGUUGUCACGGCAGGUUUCGAUGCCCCGUUCGGAGGCCGGUUGAGAAUGACCCUUCCGCUCGGCCGCACAGGAAUGGCCUCCACCGGGAACCUCUCCGAAGAGCAGGUGCACUGCUCCAUCUGUCUGGACGUCUUCACCAACCCCGUCUCCAUCCCAUGCGGACACAACUUCUGCCAGGGCUGCAUCCUGGGCUACUGGAGGACCAGCCCCUUGUACCAGUGCCCCAUGUGCAAGAAGACCUUCCACAAGAGGCCCGACAUCAGCAUCAACACGGUGCUGAGGGAGAUCGCCGAGCAGUUCAAGGAGAUCAGGGUCAGGAGCGCCGAGGACCAGGAGCGCGAGCAGGCGGAGGACGAGAGGGAGAAGAAGGCAACGAUGGGAAGAAGGAAGAAGGAGGACGAGGAGAGGCUUUUGGAGAAGGAUCAGAAGCAGCGGCUCGUGGAGGAGCUGAUGCAGAAGCAGCAGCAGGAGGAGGAGGAGAGGAGAAGCAGAGAGAAAAGGUCCCUCCUGGACACCUCUCCUCCUCCACCCGAGGCCACAGCCAAGGGUUCCCCCCCGCCGCCCCAAACAUCGCCCCCAUCUUCACCUCAGAUCCCGGCUUCCUCGCCUCCUCAAACCUCACCCCCUCCCUGGGAGGAGGUCCUCUGCGACGUUUGCCUGGGGGAAGGCAGGCCCAAGGCGGUCAAGUCCUGCCUGGUGUGCCUCACCUCCUACUGCGAGGAGCACCUGCAGUCUCACGUGGCCAGGUUCACCAUGCACAAGCUGAUAGAGCCCGUGGCCAACAUGGAGGACAGGAUGUGUCCCAAGCACCAGCGGCUCCUGGAGCUCUUCUGCAAGAGGGACCAGACCUGCGUGUGCGUGCUCUGCACGGAGACGGACCACCGGGCGCACUACACCGUCCCCGUGGAGAGAGAGUGGACGGAGAAAAAGGCACAGCUGAAGAAGACGGAAGUAGACGUCCAGCAGAUGAUCCGGGACAGAGUGAAAAAGGUGGAGGAGAUCAAAAGCUCUUUGGAGCAAAACAAGGCCAGCGCCCAGAGAGAGGUGGAGGAAAGCGCGCAGGUGGUGUCGGAGCUGGUGCGCUCCCUCCAGAAGACGCAGGCCGAGCUGGCCUCGGCCAUUGAGGAGAAGCAGCGGCAGACUGAGAGCUGGGCCCAGGGCCUUGUCGCCAAGCUGGAGGCGGAGAUCGGCGAGCUGAGGGGGAGGAGCGCCGACCUGGAGAGCGUUGCUCGGAGCGACCACAUUCACUUCUUGAAGAGCUUCCCGGCCCUCAGCACCCUUCCUUCCGUCAAAGACUGGUCCGAGACCAGCGUCCCCACGGACGUGUGUGUGGGGAUGAUCAGGAGGUCCGUGGCCAGACUGGAGGACGCGCUGCACGAAGCCAUCGCCAAAUUGGCGGAAAGUGAGAUCAAGAAGAUUCUGAAAUAUACAGCGGACGUCACGCUGGACGCCGACUCGGCCAACCCCUGGCUGCAGCUCUCUCAGGACAGGCGGCAGGUGAGACACCUGGGCGCCUGGCAGGACCUCCCGGACCACCCCGAGCGCUUCGACACGGUGGUCAUCGUCCUGGGCCGCGAGGGCUUCUCCUCGGGGAGGCACUACUGGGAGGUCCAGGUGGGGGACAAGGACGACUGGUACAUGGGCGUGGCCAGAUCCUCCGUCAACAGGAAGGGCCGCAUCUCCAUCAGCACCACGCACGGCUACUGGGCCCUGGCCAUGAAGAAGGGCCACGGGUACCGGGCGUCCACGUGUCCGCCGGAGCCCCUCCCCCUGCAGGCCAGGCCCAGGCGAGUGGGCGUGUACGUGGACUACGAGGAGGGCCAGGUGUCCUUCUACGACGUGAAGGCCCGGGCCCACAUUUACACAUUCAAAGACGAGUUCAGGGAGAAGAUCUUGCCCUUCUUCUACCUGUACUGCUGCGACAAGGCGUCCGACACCAUCGCCAUUUGUCCCGUGAACGAGAAGAGCCCGAUCAAGCAGAGCUAGGGACGCGUUUGACCAGAGUCACCAGAGGAAGAAAAGCUUUUAUGUGUAUUCAUCACAUGUGUAGUAAUGGUGCAGUUCGUGCAUUCAGAUCAGCCCAUGGAAGCCAUGAAGGGAUAGUUCAACGUUAUGCUAAACAUGAAGCCAGAACUAGCAGGACGUAAGCAUUGAUGUUGUGCUGUUAUGCUCAAGGAUUUUUUGUUUUUGUUGGAAUGGAUUAACAACAAAAAAAAGAUAAAAUGUGUUAAUUAGACGAAUUAACCACCGGCUAGCCAGUGUUAUGCUAAGCUAAUCAUAAUAAUAAUAAUAACAUCCGUGUUUUUUAGUGUGUCAUAAUCCAUAAACUAUUGUUCAAAAAGAAAUGGAGCCUUCUAGAUCGGUGAUGUCGUGCUUCUGUCUGGACUUUUAGUCAAGUGUGAUUAAUGCUGCGAUGGUUGAACCCUGAAGAGAAGUGUGCUCAUGGUUUACAACAAUAAACGCUCACUCCA